AUGUCAGUCAUUCUUGAUCGUAAGGACGCAUUUGUGCAGGAGCAACCCGCAGACCCCGAGAAAGGCAUAUCCGAGUCCAUUGCGGCAAGACAUCAUGGCUUUGCAGACCGAGUGGAUAAUCUCUCCAACGUCGAAGCCUCCACAGGGUGGUUUAUCAAGUUCACCCGCUUUGCAAGCAAAUUCCACGCUGAAGAAAGAGGCAUUGAACGUGUCGAUGAGACCGAUCGUGCGCAGCAUAACUUGCUAGAUGCCUUUGCUAUAUGGGCAUCAGCCAACAUUACCCCGGCAACAUUUGCUACUGGUGCUUUGGGAUCCGCUUUUGGCCUUGGAUUCUGGGAUUCUUUUGCUGUCAUCGUGAUAGUCAAUUUCGUCUUCUCCUGGGUGGUUGGCUUCUAUGGGUGCUUAGGUCCGAUGACUGGCUUACGGACAAUCUCUAUUGGACGUUUUUCAUUCGGCAUCUGGGGCACGCGCAUUCUUGUCAUCCUCAACCUGUGCGGAAUGGUUGGUUGGUCGUCGGUAAAUAGCAUUGCAGGGGCUCAAGUCCUAUACGAGCUUUCCAACGGACACUGCCCCCUUUGGGCUGGUAAUCUUAUCAUUGGAGUUCUCACCGCGGUUAUUUGUUUCUUUGGAUAUUUCGCUGUCCAUAUAUUUGAGAGAUUCUGCUGGAUUCCACAGGUUAUUGUGUUUAUCUUUCUCGCCGGAUAUGGCGCAUCCCACUUCGACGCAUCCGCUUCACCCAUGGGCUCUGGUUCUGCUGAAGCCGCAGGGGUCAUGUCAUUCAUUGCUGUCACGUAUGGUUUUGUUAUUGGCUGGGCUGGACUCGCUGCCGACUACAACGUCCGCAGGCCGGCCAACAUCGAUAAGAAGAAGCUCACCAUAAUCAUCUGGGCCGGCAACUUCAUAGGUACUAUCAUUCCCGAAGUGCUAGGUGCUGCGUUCAUGACUGCUGUCGCUGCGGACCCUGCAUUCGCCGCCGCCUAUAACAGUCGAGGUUAUGGCGGACUUAUGGGCGAGGCUUUGAAACCCCUCCACGGGUUUGGGAAAUUCCUCCUUGUACUCCUCGCACUCAGCAUCGUGGCCUGUAACAUGACGAACAAUUACAGUCUGGCUUUUGCCUGCCAGAACUUCCACCCACUAAUGCUAAAGGUCCCGCGAUGGGUAUGGACGGCUGUCGGGUCGAUUAUCAUUAUUGCCAUCGCCAUCGCAGGCGAAAACUCGUUUGACGAAGUUCUAGAAUCCUUUUUAUCCGUAAUUGGUUAUUAUACAACGCCGUUUGUCUGUAUCCUUCUUAUUGAGCAUUUCAUAUUCCGAAAGGGCGUGUACCCUUUGGACGACUGGAACAACAUGAAAGUCCUUCCAUAUGGUUUUGCAGGGAUUGCGUCUAUCCUAAUGGCCUUCGUAGGUGCAGUCUUAUCCAUGGAUCAAACUUGGUAUGUCGGAGUCGUCGCAAAGUCCGUCAAGCCAGACGGAGCUGAGCUUGGUUGGAUAUUCAGCGGAUCGUUUGGUGCUCUAACAUUUCUAGCCACAAGGUAUUUCGAGAAGAAAUACACCGGGAGGUGA
Talaromyces atroroseus is the source of this 1560-nucleotide messenger RNA. RefSeq lists its product as hypothetical. The record is from RefSeq and is a predicted model, not a curated record. Gene Ontology annotation, cellular component: plasma membrane. Gene Ontology annotation, molecular function: transmembrane transporter activity. The transcript has 2 exons. Bases 1 to 1560 code for a protein of 519 amino acids. Lineage: Eukaryota; Fungi; Ascomycota; Eurotiomycetes; Eurotiales; Trichocomaceae. Gene Ontology annotation, biological process: transmembrane transport.